GAGGCGAUGGCGGCGAUGGCGUCGUCGUCGUCGAGGCCGCCGCGGCCCAAGAAGGAGCCGCAGCCGCUCGUCAUCCCCAGGAGCGCCGCCGACGAGCAGAGGCUGAGGCUCGAGAGGCUCAUGAAGGCCCCGGAUAAAACUGUGCCAAUCCCAGAGAAGAUCAAUGAGUGGGCACCCAGGCCUCCCCCUGAAUUCGUCAGAGAUGUGAUGGGUUCCAGCGCCGGGGCCGGCAGCGGAGAGUUCCACGUGUACCGCCACCUCCGCCGGAGGGAAUACCAGAGGCAAGACUUCAUGGACGCCAUGGCCGAGAAGCAAAGAAAGGAUGAAGAGUUCCAGCAGCGCCUGCAGAGAAACAAGGCGGCGGCCGAGGAGCAGACGGCCAAGCGCAGGAAGAAGCGCCAGAAGAUGAAGGAGAAGAAGCUGUUGGCCAAGAAGGCUAAACUGGAACAGAAGCAGCAGAAAGAAGGGUCCGAUCGUUCUCCAGAGCAGCCGCCCAGUGACUCGGAGGAGGAAGAGGAAGAGGAGGACCAGCCCAGCUUUGUGAUGGGAGGCCGGUGAUGGGGCCAGGCCCGGUGAAAGUAUGGCUUGCUGGGUGUCGAGGACAGAAACACCAUCCGCUGUGGCCCCUCUGUAGCUUCGUGGGGAGCCAGGCCGAACUCCCCACGUUGCCGCCUCGCCGAAACGAGACCCCCGAAGCCCCGGGGCGUCCCAGGAGCCCUCAGGCGGAGCCUCGGGUCGGGGGGCGGGGGUCGCCCCAGGAAGCAGCUGUUGGGCAUUCGAACAAAAUCCGUUUCUCCGCGGAGAUAGCUGGCUGCCGAGUUUUGCAACACAGGUUUCGGUGGAGUCCUGGCAGCCCUGGGCCCCAGACGGCCAUUUGUGAAAAACAGAAAAGACACAUGGGGGCAGGGGAGGGAGGCGCUCUUUGGGGGAGCAGCGGCCAACGUGGAGAACCAAAGCCCGUCGGGCAAGAUGGUGCUCCCGGCCCGAGCCCCGACCUCUGGGGAGACCCUUUAACCUUCAGGGCCUCGUGGGGGCUGACCUCGGCCCCCGACCGGUGCCCGGGUUUGGGAGCCGGGGUGGGGGCAGAAGCAGAUCCGUUCCCCUCCUUUCUUCGGGUUAUGAGAAUAAACCUCCUCCCCAUCUUAGAUUUAGUCAAGUGUGUUGGUGGGUGGGGCACUUUGGGCGGUUGGGUCAGCUGAGGCUUGAGGAGGGGACAGCCUGUCCUAUAAAAGAAUAAUAAUUGUGGUAUUU
Messenger RNA from Tachyglossus aculeatus (Australian echidna), 1251 nucleotides. It is a transcript of the gene PRKRIP1, whose product is annotated as PRKR interacting protein 1. Lineage: Eukaryota; Metazoa; Chordata; Mammalia; Monotremata; Tachyglossidae. Gene Ontology annotation, molecular function: protein kinase binding; double-stranded RNA binding; protein kinase inhibitor activity. The transcript has 6 exons. Gene Ontology annotation, cellular component: nucleolus. The coding region runs from base 7 to 558 and encodes 183 amino acids. The record is from RefSeq and is a predicted model, not a curated record. Gene Ontology annotation, biological process: negative regulation of protein kinase activity.